AUGCCGCACUCGUUAUCACCUGUCGGCUCUCCAGAACGAAAGGACGAGGAAACGGCAGAUGCCCCCGUAGCGCCUGCCCCGGCCGGAGGUGUCAAAUUGGAGGAUAUGUUUGACGGAGACGACGAUGAGUUCCCGGCUUCCAGUGCGCAGGAUGUGAAGAUGCAGUCUUCUCCGGCUCCGACGCCAUUAGAGCCUGCGCCUGCGCCGAUUGGUGUUGACACCGAUGUGAUGCUCAUGUUCUACCAACGUCUUUUCCCGUUCCGAUAUCUCUUCCAGUGGCUGAAUCAUGGGAUUGUGCCUACCCGAGACUUUGGCAACCGAGAGUUUGCUCUAACUCUCCAGAACGACGCGUACCUCCGAUACCAAUCCUACCCACCGCAGACCUCUGAUUCACUUCUCCAUAGUUUUCGAAAGGAUAUUCUUAAGAUGAAUCCAUCUCGUUUCGAAAUCGGCCCGGUAUACAGCACAAAUCCCCGGGACCGCAAAACACUCCGAGGCGGCCAGAUGAAGCCAGUGUCCAAAGAACUGGUCUUCGAUAUCGAUAUGACGGACUACGACGACAUUCGAACAUGCUGUCAGAAGGCGAACAUUUGCCAUAAAUGUUGGGCGUUUGUCACAAUGGCAAUCAAGAUCAUUGAUACCUCACUACGUGAAGACUUCGGAUUCGAACAUAUUCUUUGGGUGUAUCUCCGGGCGAUCGCGGGAUACCUCGAAAUUCUCCGCGGAGGCUCGUCAAGCGGAAAAAAGGUGAACCUGAAGCGGCCGCUCCACCCACAUGUUACGCGGAGCCUCGACCAACUCAAGAACCAUUUCGCUCAGACUACCUUGAUCGACCAAAAUACUUUUGCCAGUACUGAGCAAGUCGAACGACUCCUCUCAUUACUCCCAGACAAGUCUCUGAACGAGGCUUUACGGAAGAAAUGGGAAUCAUCCCCAGACCGCCCCAGUACUAGCAAGUGGGCAGAUAUCGAUGCCUUGGCCAAGACUGGAAAGAGUAGUACUCUGAAGCCCGCAACUCUCCGAGACGCGAAGCAAGACAUUGUUCUCGAGUAUACCUACCCCCGCCUGGAUGCCGAGGUCAGCAAGAAAAUGAUUCACUUGUUAAAAAGUCCCUUUGUUAUUCACCCGGGCACUGGCCGAGUCUGUGUACCCAUCGACCCCAAAAAGGCCGACGAGUUCGACCCUCUUGCCGUGCCUACCGUGAUAGAACUUCUCGCGGAGAUUGAUGCUUAUGACGCGAAACAUCCUCCUGGCACACAGGAGGUCGAGAUGCCCGAUGUGGAGGGAAGCGCGAUGAACUCAGAUGCCAAGAGUACUCGCAAGCUGCAGGAUUACGAAAAGACCCGUUUGAAGCCAUACGUCGAUCACUUCCGUUCUUUCAUUGCUGGUUUGCUCAAGGAAGAGCGGGUGGCUAAGCGGGAACGUGAAGAGACCGGGCCGGCUGUGAAGGCUGAUCCGAUGGAAUUUUGA
This is a messenger RNA of Penicillium maclennaniae, 1470 nucleotides long. Its product is annotated as DNA primase subunit PRI1. Gene Ontology annotation, biological process: DNA replication, synthesis of primer. Bases 1 to 1470 code for a protein of 489 amino acids. The transcript has 4 exons. Gene Ontology annotation, cellular component: alpha DNA polymerase:primase complex. The record is from RefSeq and is a predicted model, not a curated record. Lineage: Eukaryota; Fungi; Ascomycota; Eurotiomycetes; Eurotiales; Aspergillaceae.